Molecule: messenger RNA, 2093 nt
Organism: Coccidioides immitis RS
Lineage: Eukaryota; Fungi; Ascomycota; Eurotiomycetes; Onygenales; Onygenaceae
Product: NAD(P)H-dependent D-xylose reductase xyl1
Exons: 3
Coding region: 117-1079 (320 amino acids)
Biological process (GO): D-xylose catabolic process
Cellular component (GO): cytosol
Molecular function (GO): D-xylose reductase (NADPH) activity
Source: RefSeq, a predicted model, not a curated record
GUCGUUUCUCAGUAUUGCAUUCUCGCCUCUGCUGGCAUCUCUUGCUCCAUUUUCUUUCCAGGCGCAAUCUUGAAUUACAAAUCUUCUUUCCCGCAUUGUGGGCCACUUUGCAGAAGAUGAAAGCCGCCAGCAUCAAAUUAAACAGUGGCUACGAGAUGCCUCUGGUAGGCUUCGGCCUUUGGAAGGUCAACAAUGAUACCUGCGCUGAACAAGUGUAUAACGCAAUUAAAGUAGGGUAUCGUUGCUUCGAUGGCGCUUGUGACUACGGAAAUGAGGUCGAAGCAGGUCAGGGGGUAGCUCGCGCAAUCAAAGAUGGUUUAGUUAAGAGGGAGGAUCUCUUCCUUGUCUCUAAGCUGUGGAACACUUUUCAUGACCCAGAACACGUCGAACCAAUUUGUAAAAAGCAGUUGGCAGAUUGGGGCAUUGAUUAUUUUGAUCUCUACCUAAUCCAUUUUCCAAUUGCUUUGAAGUAUGUCGAUCCAUCAGUCCGCUAUCCGCCAGGCUUCACAUACGAAGGGAACAAAAUAAUCCUUAGCAACGCAUCUACCCAGCAAACUUGGACCGCAAUGGAGAGCCUCGUGGACAAGAAACUCACCCGGAGCAUUGGAAUCAGUAACUUCAAUGCCCAGCUCAUCAUGGACUUACUCCGAUAUGCGCGUAUACCUCCUGCAACGCUUCAAAUCGAGCACCACCCAUACCUCACUCAACCAGAUUUGGUCAGGUACGCCCAGAAAUCAGGUAUCGCGGUGACUGCAUACUCCUCCUUUGGCCCGCAGAGCUUCGUUGAGCUGGAAAUGGAGGCCGCCAAGAGAGCGCCCCUCCUCCUGGAGCAUCCUGAUAUCAAGUCCAUCGCUCAGGAUCACGGAAAGGCUCCUUCACAAGUUUUGCUGCGCUGGGCCACCCAGCGUGGCAUUGCUGUUAUCCCGAAAAGCAACAAUCCCAAUCGCUUGGCUAUGAACUUGGAUGUCCUUGGAUUUGAUUUGACAGAAGACGAGAUCAAGACAAUUAGCGGAUUAAACCAAGGACUUAGAUUCAAUAAUCCUCCACGUUACGGUUUCGAUCUCUCCAUUUUUGCCUAGAAAGGAUGACCUUUAAGUAGUGCUGGUUGAAGUAUAGAUGAUAUGGUUUACCCCACGACUGAUUCUACAGUCUGGAUCCUAAUAAACUUUAAAGGUGGUUCAUCUCGAUCCAAUCUUGAUGGGACUAUUUCUACAGAUUGAGUUAGGAUUUCAGAUAUACGCCAAUAUAAAAAAGAUGAGUUGAUAUUGAAAAUGGACCAUGUAAAGUCUAAGAACUAAAAGUCCCUCUACCUGUGCAUAUUAGAGCAUGUACUUCGUAUAGUGCCGCCCGUUAGCUGCGACAUAUGUCUGCAGUUAAAGGUAUUGGGAUCCUUCGCUCGGAUAUUAUACGCUCCAAUGAUUGUUCGUUCGAAGCCGUAUCCUUUUUCAAUUCCCGCCACCUUGACCUUUGCAACAACCAUGAAGAACUUCCAGUGAAGGCUUAUGAAAGUCCACCGGUUGCAUCCUUAUGAUGUAGUCGACCGGCACCCUUUGAAGGAAUUUGCUGCUGCAAACCAUUUCUCAUAGCGGACAAAUCUCUUCGGGGGGCCACAGUUGGACGGCAAAGAAAGUUUAUACCAAGGGCAAGAGUCGCAUUUGGAAUUCCAAGUUCCACACCUUCUUUGGGGAUCUGGAGCGGAAGAUCAAUGUGGCGAUAAAACUCAAUAGACCACGCCAUUCAAGACUCGAAUUUACGAGUCUAGAGAAUUCUAAGAGGUGUAAAUGUCUGUUAGCCUUCCACGGGCUUGCUCCGGUGCCUGGCUGUUAGGUGUUGGGGGUUUGCCGCUUUAAAUAUAGGGGUGAUUCCCCGACCUGCCUCCCAAUCCAUAUCCGGAGAAUUCUCCUUCAGUGCCUUAACCACUUGCUACGCAAUGGGCGCUUCUCCUUCUGCCGCAAACCCUGCCUUUGGAUUAGCAUCCGCAUCUACUCUUUUUCGCUCCCCCUCUCUUUCCUUUUCCAUGCCUCUCUUCCAUAGCUUCAUCAGUGACAUAGCUCCAUUCUCCUCCGAUUCGCGCAGCCACAUACCCUGAAUCC